AUGCCCCUGCCCGAAAACAAAGUCCCACGUGACCGGCGGCGCGGGGAGCCCAUCAUGGCGUCUCCCAGCGGCUGCCGGCCCCAGCCCGGCGGGCAGGGCGGCGGCGCCGGGGCCGGGGCCGGGCCGGCGGCUCUGCGGGGGGCCGAGGAGGACGCCGAGGGGCUGUACGUGGCAGUGGAGCGGUGCCCCCUCUGCAACACCACCCGCCGCCGCCUCACCUGCGCCAAGUGCGUCCAGAGCGGCGACUUCGUCUUCUUCGACGGACGCGACUCCGAGAGGUUUUCAGACAAGAAAGAAAGGCUGAUGCAUCUUAAAACCAAGCAGAGAGAAUUCCAAAAACAUGUUUUGAAGGCCAUGGAAGGGAAAGAGAUAACUGAUCAGCUGAGAUGGAAAAUAAUGUCCUGCAAGAUGAGGAUUGAGCAGCUGAAACAGACCAUUUGCAAAGAAAAUGAUGAAAUGACAAGAUAUGCAGAGGGGCUUCUGAGAAUCAAAGAGGAGAACCAGAAGCAUUAUCGCAGGGCUCAGCGGCAUCAGGAGAAGAAAGAGAAGAUCCAGAAGCAUAACCGCAAGCUGGGAGAAUUGGUAGAGAAAAAAACCUAUGACUUGAAAACCCAGUACGAGCAUCUGGCAAAUCUUCGUCGGACGCAUAUCCUGGAGCUAACAUCGGUCAUUUUUCCCAUUGAAGAAGUAAAGACAAGCAUGAGAGAUCCUGCAGACGUGUCUUCUGAGAGUGACAAUGCCAUGACCUCUAGCACUGUGAGCAAGCUUGCAGAAGCCAGGAGAACCACGUAUCUCUCUGGGAGAUGGGUGUGUGAUGAUCAUAACGGGGACACCAGCAUCAGUAUCACAGGGCCUUGGAUAACGCUUCCUAAUAACGGAGACUAUUCAGCGUAUUACAAUUGGGUGGAAGAGAAGAAGACUACACAAGGACCAGAUAUGGAACAUAAUAACCCUGCUCAUACCAUCAGUGCUGCAUUGUGCUAUGCAACUCAGCUCGUUAACACUCUGUCUCUCAUACUUGAUGUCAAUCUUCCCAAGAAGCUCUGCAACAGCGAGUUCUGCGGAGAGAAUCUGAGCAGACACAGGUUCACGCGGGCAGUGAAGAAGCUGAAUGCUAACAUCCUUCACCUUUGCUUCUCUCAGCAUGUAAAUUUAGAUCUGUUGCACCCACUGCAUACGCUCAGGAACCUUAUGUACCUGGUCAGCCCAGACACUGAGAACUUGGGCAGGUCCGGGCCUUUCGAAAUCAGUGCUGAUCUCGAAGACUCCAUGGAGUUCGUGGAUCCCAGUGCCACCGGAGAAACGGAUGAGAGCGGCGAUGAGCACGUCAGCGACGAAGAGACGGACCUAGGGACAGACUGGGAGAAUCUGCCGAGCCCCAGGUUCUGCGACAUCCCCUCUCAGCAGGUGGAGAUGCUGCAGAGCCAGAGCAGCCAGGUGUCUCAGCCCAUCGCCAGCAGCAGCGCUGGCGGAAUGAUCUCCUCUGCCGCCGCCUCCGUCACCUCCUGGCUGAAGGCGUACACUGGACAUCGCUAACGAGCAUGGGAAAAGCGUCGUAGGAUUUGCGGAAGGAAUCCCUCCCCGUCAGUGCUGUAGUAAACCUUACGUAUUCGGUUAAGUAGUGCCUGGAACAAAGAAAAGGUUGGACUUUCAUUUUGUAAACCAGAAAAAACCUUUUUAUUUACCCAAGAUGACUGUGAUGGUACCAUUUUGUAAAUUAGCUAGCUACGUACUUCUGACGGAUUCUGGGACGGCACUUUGUGUCUUGGUUCUGUCUGCAUUGUUGAGUAACAAAAAAAAAAAAAAAAGGACCCGGUAGCCUCCAGCUCUACUUUCUGAAGAAGAAACAGAUUUUAGAGUGCCUGGAUCGGGAUGAGUACGGAGAGGAGGCUGCUCCCUGCGCAGUCUGGACAGUGGUGCAAAUGCAGUUCACAUUUUCUUAACUCUCCUUACAGGGUUUUUCGUUUGUGUGUGUUUUAAAUCUGUCUUGCAUAAUGCAAAAAUGCAUAUUUCUAAAUUUUUUUCAUUCAGGACAUGAAAAUUAUGCAUUUUUAACAUGUUUUCUAAUCUCUGUUGCCAUAUUUUUAAUACAAAGAAUCAGCGUGGACAGGAAUUCACACAGCAAAUUGCUCUUAGUUUAGAUUUGGUUGUGAAUCUUGACCCAGUUUUGCCGUAGAAAACUGGCUGGUUUCAUGCUGUUUCCACCGGUAGGUAGUCUAGAAGUUUUCGUGUUGUGCUGUCCAAAGCACACAGGCUCUUUUAAUAUCAUACACCAAAGAAACACUGGACGUUCUCUUAGCUAGACCCACAUUUGACGCCGAUACAGGAUUGCGUUGUUGCAAUAAUAAUAUUCAUCGGUUCCAGCACCACGUUGCCACUUUUUCAUAGUAGAAAAACCUCAUUUCAAGCUAGUUUAAUGGAAUCACGCGGUCUCCACACUACAUGCAUUUUUAAACUCUGUUCAGUUUUAUGUUUCUGGUGGGGUGUUUUGGUGUGUUUUUUUUUUCUUCUUUUUUUAUUUACUGAAUGCCAAGAAGUUGAUCUGAUUUCACUGCAGAGAUGCUCCCAGCGCAGCUGGCUGGCUUGUAAAACGCCAGGAGGUGCGACGCUGACAGCUUCGUUAAUGCUCACGCGUUCGUUAACACGUGCUCCUCCGCUUCCUCCGCCUUGCGGUAGGUAUUGCUUAAAGACGGGUUCGCUCAGUGAGGCUUCCAACGUAUGGUUUACAUUUUAUGGAGUUGGGACGUUGUACUUCUCCACGGGGCAAACGAACACAAAAGCAUGCUCCCGUCCCCCCGGGAGGGGAGGUUUCUGCCACAGGGGACAUGGCGAGGCUGCGUGAGCGAUGCCCAAGCCACGUCCCUGUCAUCGGGCAGCGUCCUCCUGCGUGUCCCAGUUCCCGGCUGCAGGGCGGCUGGCCCAGCCGCGUCGCGGAAUGGUGGGUGACGGUUUUGCUCCGUUCCUCCCCGUCUCGGCCAGCGCUCCCUCCUGUCUGCACCGCGCCGCGGGCGGGAAAGCGGUUGUGGCACCAAGGCCGGUGAGCCCCACAUCGGGGGGGCAGCUGAGCAUGGCCUCCCCCAGCCCCUCUCCUACGGCAGCUCUUUCUCUUUGGCCUCGGGGACGGGCAUCUCGUGUUGGUAGUUUCUUUUAAUUUUUAUUUCUUGUUUUUAAACCAAAGACCCUUAACUCCACGCUAACAUCCCACCCGUCGUUAGAUGAAGACGCCCUCAGUCCUGCCACUCUUUGGGUCGAAAUCCAGCAGUUGGGUUAAUUUUAAGAGAACCGCCAAGACUCCCUUGACUACUGCAGCCCGAUGGGGGAGGGUUCCUGCAGUCCCCCCCACAGCCUGGAGGGGCCGGGGGGGUCUGGUCGCUGCUCCCCUCACAGCACUUUACUCCCUUGCAGCUCUCGCAUCCUCUGAGCAACCAGCACACACCAGUACUGUAUACUGGGCUCUUAGCACCGCACAGCCCCCUCUGGUUCCCCCUUUAUUUUGCACUGGACCCCGCCACGUAUCUUGUCUUUUUUUCUUUUUUUCUAAUUAUGUUAAUACGCGUUUUGCUCUCUCAUCGCUGCCUUUGUGCUACUUUGAACCCCCUAAAGGUCAGGCUGUGAUUCUGCUCUGUACGCUCUCCUUUCCGUUAGGAAAAAAAACAACACAAAAACCUUUUUAAGCCAUAUAUUUCAUCACCAUAACAUUUUCCAAAUAAUUUAUUUGCAACCAUGUUGUAUUCUGAAAGUGCACAACGGCCCUGCCAGGGGGUUAAAAUGCAUUGGGACAGGUCUUUUUCCGGGAUGUUUUUGUAACAGAAUACAGAUUGUGGUUUGUUUUUGUUUUGUUUUGUUUUUGUUUUUUAAAAAGUGUUUUGCACGUGUGUAGCUAAGGAAGAAUCACAUGUGUCCAAACCUCGAGUGCAAUGGCCAGGAUGAAUUUUCCAGGUUGUUUUGGAGGGCGGGAGCACAGGAAUAUCUGUAAUUAUAGAUAUUUGAAGGCAGCCGGCUGAGAGUUCACAAAACACUUUUGCAUAGCGCGAAUGCGGGAAUUUCAGUUUAGGCUGUGACUUUUGUCCGUGACCGGUGUUCUGGGGUGUUCAACCUGAGCUUCCAGGGGAAAAACUCCAUUUCCAGAGCGUACCCCUCCCCUGGAAAUGGGGUGCCUUGGUGAGGGCUGGAGGGGGACACCCCAGGGCUGCUCAUCACCUGCAAAAACUCACGGCCUCUCUCUGCAACUUCCCAACUAGAUGUAACUAAAUACAAAUCUUUUGGGUUUGUUUGUGGUUUUUUUCUAAAUUUUAUUGUAUUAUUG
Chroicocephalus ridibundus (black-headed gull) is the source of this 4306-nucleotide messenger RNA. RefSeq names its product autophagy related 14 (gene ATG14). NCBI's taxonomy places the organism in Eukaryota, Metazoa, Chordata, Aves, Charadriiformes, Laridae. The transcript is spliced from 10 exons. The record is from RefSeq and is a predicted model, not a curated record. The coding region runs from base 1 to 1536 and encodes 511 amino acids. Gene Ontology annotation, biological process: mitophagy; autophagosome assembly; cellular response to starvation. Gene Ontology annotation, cellular component: extrinsic component of phagophore assembly site membrane; phosphatidylinositol 3-kinase complex, class III; autophagosome.